Molecule: messenger RNA, 3049 nt
Organism: Amphiprion ocellaris (clown anemonefish)
Lineage: Eukaryota; Metazoa; Chordata; Actinopteri; Pomacentridae
Product: RNA polymerase II elongation factor ELL-like
Exons: 12
Coding region: 166-2034 (622 amino acids)
Biological process (GO): transcription elongation by RNA polymerase II; snRNA transcription by RNA polymerase II; positive regulation of transcription elongation by RNA polymerase II
Cellular component (GO): transcription elongation factor complex
Molecular function (GO): cis-regulatory region sequence-specific DNA binding
Source: RefSeq, a predicted model, not a curated record
CGAUCCACUCCAGAAUAGCGCGCGGCGGAGGAGCAGCGGGCACACGGAUCCGUUGGAGCUCCUUCCGUCCUUCUCCCCUCCGGUUCCUCCGCUCCAUGUUCGUGUCUGUUCAUGCCUCUCGGUCCUCGGUAGAACAGCCCGGCGGGAGGCGGGAUCGGCGGCGGGAUGUCGGCGCUAAAGGAGCGGCAGAGCUACGGACUGUCCAGCGGUAAACUGAGCGGUGGCGGUAACGUCUCGGUUUUUCAUGUCAAACUCACUGACAGCGCGGCAAGAGCCAUUGAUGGCUUUCACAACGCCAAGGGCUCGUCUUCCCAUCCCACCAUCUGUUUUAGUGGCAAUAAAGGGCAAAUCACCAUCCCGUGUUCGGAGAACAGAGAUGAAGUGAGGAUUUUCACCUUUGGCGUGACUAACGUUGCCCGUGACAAUCCACAUGGAAGCUUUGAUUGUGUCAAACAGCUCAGCACUGGUGCUGCCGAGGAGCUGUCGUGUCUCGGGGUGAUUCAGAAGAAGAUGACGGUGAACGCUACAGAUGACUCGUACGAUAAAGCUCGUCAGAGCAUGGCCCAAGCUGAGGAGGAGACACGCAGCCGAGGGGCCAUUGUCAUCAAACAUGGAGGGCGUUUCCAGGGCAAGAAGGUGACGGUGCGAGCCCCACCCCCUGCUCUGGCCAGCCUGACCAAGCCCAAACCCUCGUGCCAGUCCCUUCUCAGCAGCAUUAAGAGGGGGGUCGGCCCGUCCAAGCUGAAGAAAGGUGCCUGUGCGUCGAACAGGAAGAGCGUGGGUGACGUGCAGGAAAGACCCCUCAGGGAGAGAGUAACUCACCUGCUGGCUCUGAGGCCGUACAAGAGGCCUGAGCUGAUCUUGAGGCUGCAGAGAGAUAAACUGACAGCAGGAGACAAAGAUGUGCUGGACUCGGUUCUGACAGAGGUCGGCCAGCUCAAUAGCAGAGACAACACAUUUGUUCUGAAGGACAGUCUGUACAAGGAGCUGCAGAAGGACUGGCCCGGCUACACCUCAGGGGACCAGCAGCUCCUUAAACGCAUUCUCGUCAGGAGACUGUUUCAACCACAGCAGAACCUCCUCACUGUCCCCGAGGCCCAGGUCAGCCCGCUUCGAGACACCCCCAACUCCUCGCCAGCCCACCGUCCAAAACACUCCCUGCCAGAGGAAUACACUGACCCUCUGGCCAGUAAGAAGCCCAGAAUAUCCCACUUGUCGAGCAAAACGGUCAACGACAAGUCGAAGCCGAAGCCGUCUGCACAAACCGCUUAUAAAGACUCAAAAGUGACGGCAGACAAUGGACAAAGGCAAUCGCUGGAUCCUAAAAAACUUUUUGACUCCCUUUCGGUAGUCUGUAAGCAGGAAGCAGAGGUGGCUAAAAGGUUCGAGCCAACUUGUGCCAUUCAGCUGAAGACUGAAGCCAGAAAUGAUUCCCCUCAACUGAACUGUGAUCGCUCCCCGUCCCCUAUGAUAGUGCCCGAUCUCAGUAAACACGCUAUCAAAAAGAAAAAGAGCAAACACAAACACAAAGACCACGAGAAGGACAGAUGGAGAGACAGGAAAGACAGAAGAAAAGAUCGCAGUUCAGAGGAUCCAAACAAAGUCUCCCCAGAUUGUAAAGAGCCAAGUGACAUUUUAUUUGACUCUAAAGUGCUUCAAGUUGACAACGACACAGCAGAUUAUCUAUCAAAGUACACAGCGAUUUGCAGCCCUGACCAGAGGCAGAGCUACAAACAGGACUUUAACAAGGAGUACAGCGAGUACCGAGAUCUGCACGCUCACAUCGACAUCGUGACGCGGCAGUUCAUGGAGCUGGACACGCAGCUCAAACAGCUUCACCGCGAGUCCCAUAAGUACAAGACGGUUCGUAAUCAAAUUCUUCAAGAGUAUCGCAAAAUUAAGAAGUCCAACCCCAACUACAACCAGGACAAAGUUCGCUGUGAAUAUCUACACAACAAACUGGCCCACAUCAAGAAGCUCAUAUCAGAGUACGACCAGCAGCAGCUCAGUGUGGACCAUUCCUGCCCCAACUGAAGAGCCUCACCGGGAGACGAGUGAACUUAUCGAGUACAAAAAAACAUCCUGAGGCAAGAAAAGGAUCACGCUGCUGAGCUGAAUGCCAUCGAGCUGGAGUCUAUGGCUGAACGCAGUCCCACGAGCCCUGCUGUAAAUGUCAGCAAGGUUGGGAGACAUUUGUGGAGGCCAGCUGUGCAACAGUAAGGGUGGACAGAAAGGUAGCCCUUUAAUAUGAGAUCUUUUCUUUGAAACUGGUUUGACCGAAGGGCUACGACUAUAGCAACAUGACACGGGCACAGGGAGUAACAAUAGCUUUUUGCAAAAGUCUUUAAACUCUUACUUUUAAACUGCAAAUGGAUGUGGAGACGAGGUGCUAAGCCUAAAAACAAUCAUUUGUAGAUUCCCAUUCUCAUCACACAUUUUAGUUUCUUUGUGACUUAAAUCAAUUUGAAUAUUUGCUUAUGUGUUCUGUUGGCCAUGUCAGUGUUCAUGUUUUACGCUGGAAGCAUGAGAAAACUGUAUGCUGUACAUACUCAGACAGCUCAUGUGUGGUCAGGUGAGAGUUACUUCUGAUGGAAGCUGGGAUGCAGAUGUGUCCUGAGGAGACAUCUGUCCAUAAGUAUUUUGCACAGAAGAUCAGUGUUUGUUUGGCCGUCAAUUCGGGAGUAAUGAGUCCUGAGUUUAGUCAUUGCCUCCAAUGGUUCCUUAUUCUGGACUGGGUUUCAUAGUAUUUGACUGGUUUUAUCUUUCAGGUGGUUUUCCAGGGUCACACCGGACUGUUAGGUUGAUCACAAUGUGAACUUAAAAGAUGUAUUCAGGGAAUGUACAGUAUGAGCUUUGAUCAAAGUGUAAAUUGAAACAGGUUUUCAUUAUCAGGUGGAGCAAAGUUGUGGGAUUAUUGUUACUGUAGGAUGAGAUGGUAUAGAAUUGAGAAAUUAAAGAGGUUUUGUGGCAUGCUGUGUACUUUACAGAAAGCAUGAUGAAUAAAUCAAGAGAUUUUGUCUGAGUUUCAAAUAAAUUCAUUUGUAUUUAC